CUCUCUUUCCUCCCUCUUUUUUUCGGCGUGUUUCAGAAUGGCUACUCGCAAGGAAACACCGUCGACACCAACCGCCCCGAUGGCUGCCACGUCUCCGGGAGCAACUUUAGAUUCACCCGUGAAGCAGAUUCAGAUCGAAGGGCUGGUGGUCCUGAAGAUGAUCAAGCAUUACCAGGAGGAGGGUCAGGGCAGUGAGGUGGUUCAGGGUGUACUACUGGGCCUGGUAGUGGAGGACAGGUUAGAGAUCACCAACUGUUUCCCCUUCCCUCAACACACCGAGGACGACGCCGACUUUGAUGAAGUCCAGUAUCAGAUGGAGAUGAUGCGGUCUCUCCGUCAUGUCAACAUUGACCAUCUUCAUGUGGGCUGGUACCAAUCAACCUAUUAUGGAUCAUUUGUCAGCCGGGCCCUGCUGGACUCUCAGUUCAGUUACCAGCACGCCAUCGAGGAGUCUGUCGUGCUCAUCUACGAUCCCAUUAAGACCGCCCAGGGCUCCCUGUCCCUGAAGGCUUACAGGUUAACACCCAAACUGAUGGAGAUCUGCAAGGAGAAGGACUUCUCAGCCGAGGGGUGA
Messenger RNA from Oncorhynchus nerka (sockeye salmon), 574 nucleotides. Its product is annotated as eukaryotic translation initiation factor 3 subunit H-like. The coding region runs from base 38 to 574 and encodes 178 amino acids. The record is from RefSeq and is a predicted model, not a curated record. Gene Ontology annotation, cellular component: eukaryotic translation initiation factor 3 complex; cytosol; cytoplasm. The transcript has 4 exons. Lineage: Eukaryota; Metazoa; Chordata; Actinopteri; Salmoniformes; Salmonidae. Gene Ontology annotation, molecular function: translation initiation factor activity; metallopeptidase activity; protein binding.